GGGGGGGGGGGGGGGGGGGGGGGGGGGGGGGUGGGGGGGAUGGGGGGGGGGGGGGGGGGGGGGGGGGGGGGGGGGGGGGGGGGGGGGUGGGGGGGGGGGGGGGGGGGGGGGGGGGGGGGGGGGGGGGGGGGGGGGGUGGGGGGGGGGGGGGGGGGGGAGGGGGGGGGGGGGGGGGGGGGGGGGGGGGGGGGGGGGGGGGGGGGGGGGGGUGGGGGGUGGGGGGGGGGGGGGGCG
Messenger RNA from Geodia barretti, 234 nucleotides. The record is from the annotation of a GenBank genome assembly. Lineage: Eukaryota; Metazoa; Porifera; Demospongiae; Tetractinellida; Geodiidae.